Messenger RNA from Vicia faba (fava bean), 708 nucleotides. The record is from the annotation of a GenBank genome assembly. Lineage: Eukaryota; Viridiplantae; Streptophyta; Magnoliopsida; Fabales; Fabaceae.
AUGGACUUGUCUCACUCUCAAUGGAUCCAACCCUUGGUUACUGUCUCUGUUGGUUCCUUCAUCGCAUUCAGAGCUCACAAAAAAUUCCCUCAGCACUUCUGGUGCUUUCGCCGGUUUCUUUGUUUUGUCGCUUCACAUUUUUAUAGGAUUCAGAAGGGACAAGAUAAGAAACAGUUAAUUGAUCCUGAAUUCAAAAUAGGUGGACAAAGAAACUGGAUACAAGUUCUGUCCAAUAGUGGUAUUGCCUCUGUUCUGGUUGUAGCUUUAUGGGUUUUAACGGAAGGGAAGGAUUAUUUCUUGAAUUCUAAAGACUCGCCUCUGAUUACUGCUAUUAUUGGUGGUGUUAUUGGCCAUUACUGCUGCUACAAUGGAGACACCUGGUCUUUAGAGAUUGGAGUUCUCAGUGAUGACCGUCCUCGUCUUAUCACAACCUUUAAGCAUGUUAGGAAGGGUACAAAUGGUGGUGUGACAAAAACAGGACUUCUAGCAGCUGCAGGUGGUGGAAGUGUUAUUGGACUAUCAUAUUUCCUUUUAGAACUUUUGACAAUCGGGUGUGGGUUUUAUAGAGUUCUCAAUUUAGUGGAUUCUGCUCAAUUCGCCAGAAGGUUGUUGGCAAGCCAGGACCAACUGUUGAAAAGAUUCCAGGUCUGCACCGAAUUUGAACCCAAAUACGACAGCCCUGCUAUGUUCAUAAACAUAGUUCAAUAG